Molecule: messenger RNA, 4468 nt
Organism: Lagopus muta (rock ptarmigan)
Lineage: Eukaryota; Metazoa; Chordata; Aves; Galliformes; Phasianidae
Gene: CFAP20DC
Product: CFAP20 domain containing
Exons: 11
Coding region: 725-2716 (663 amino acids)
Source: RefSeq, a predicted model, not a curated record
UAUAAUUGCUUUCUAGUCUUAAUCAUAACUGUUUAUAUUAUAAAAUCAAAAGCUUCCUGGUCUUCAGAUUUACAGCUUGAAAAAUUAUCUGACUACCUGAAAAUUAAAGGGACAGGGCAGUGUAUUAAAUCUGUUCCUGUUGGACUUCAGGUGACAAAUAUAUGAAUGUUCCUCUGCUUAAGCAUCAACUUCAUUGAAAGCAUCUUAUUGAAGGAAUUCUGACAAGAUUUAUGAAGUAGAGAGCAUUUUUUUCCAACAGUGCCUUACUCUGAUAGAAGGCAAAGUUUGGGCCAAGAAGAGGGUGUCUGAAAAGAGCAUUUGGCUACUGCUGGUCUUCUUUGUUGCACAGUUUCACUGCUGCUGAAGGAUUUCUUUUUAAAUAAUCCAAGACAAAACUUGAACAAAACAGCAUCGUGUCAAACUAUCGUGAAUUGUCUGUCUGUGAUCCUUAGUUCUUUUAUCCUGAAGUAUCCUUGUUCGUUGGGAAAAUAAUAGUGGUGGUGGACUGAAAAAUUAAAGAUCGUAUUUGUAAUGGAGCAAGACAGUGCUCAGAGGAUACUGGUCUCCAAAGUAGGUUAGUGGGAUCAUAAUGCUGUAUCUUUUUUUUUUCCAAGGAAGAGAACUUCAUUCAUCACUGGAAUUUGCAGUAAUAGAUGAGAAACUGAAAAAGCACAACUGACAUUAUUUAUUUUAGAAGAAAAUAGGUCUAGUUCAGCAUUCAGAAAUGCAGUUUCACAUAUUUUGUAUCUUUCAAAGGAAACUCCAGAAACAAAGGGCUCUGGUUUCUGAAGGAGAGAUGUUUAGCAGGAUUGUCAGUGUAACAAAAUGCGUCUUGCAUUUGGAAGACCUAAACCAGGAAGGGAGAGUAGAUACGUGCCUUGUGCCAUUUACUCCAGGUGAGCCCACAGGUGUUAUGCCUCGAUCCUGCCAGCUAAAUACAGACGUGCCACAAGUUACACAACUGCUGAACUUGGCUAAAAUUCACAAGCCAGAAAUAAAAUGCAGGAGUUCUCCAGUAACAAUGCAAGAAACAGCUCGCUUGGUUAAUAGAAGACAAGGCAAUAGGAACAGCAGUAAAACUCAGGAUGUGUCACAUAUUGCAUUUGGAUCAAAGAUCCUUGGACCACCUCCAUCUUCAAACAGAAGAGUCAGCACAAGGGUAUCUGCAGAGGUAACGAAGAUUGUGGGUAGCAAAAGUAAUAGAUCAUACCAACUUCAAAGUUCAGGAAAAAGAAGUGAAUCCCUACAAAACACUGAGAGACUGGAGGUGUCGUUCUCAUCAUGCACUGAUUGUUUAGGUCAAGGAGAUAAAAGAAAUACUCACCAAGCAGCUGAAGAUGUUCAUCAAAAUGACUCCGCAAUUCAGACUCAGAAUACCUCUGAGAAUGGAAGAACAGAUUUUCAGCUCCCCUCACCACAAGAUCCAUCAACAGACAAGAACAGUCAUAGAAGAUUAUGUCUAAAAAAUGCAGACAAAAACACAUGGGAGAUAACCACUGAUGAAUGGGUGUUUCCAGAAAGUUUCACUGAGAACAUGCAGUUGGAUGGGAGCAAGCAGCACGCAGCCACUCAAGAUUCAGCUUGCUGUGAUGUAACCUCACCAGAGAUCACCUCUACUGAACAUCAGCACAAUGAAAUGGGUGAUCACAACAUGAAUCACAAAGAGAUUUUCACAUUUUCAUCAAGACCUCGAUCAGCUCCUCAUGGGAAAUCCCCAAAUAUAUCACCAGAACACUGUAUUUUCCCUCUGGAUUUGAAGCAAGACAGUAACCACGUCCAGGGGGAAACCCAAACUGAAGAUAACUUUCAAGGAACUGACAGUAGUGAAGAGGACAACAACAGCAACUUCAUCCAGAGUACUGAGAACCUUGAGAUCAGCUGCAGCAGCCAAGGAACGCCUGAUUCAGUAGUUUUUAAAGACAACACAUUAAAGAGGAUAUCACAGAGAAAUGAAAACUGGAAGAACAUGGGAUGCAGCAAACAAAACCUCGAGGAAAGCAUGGUGUCAAAACCACAAAGUUCUGCUGGGCGAAAGACAGAACCCAUCAGCAAUCAGAGAACCUUAAAGCCUACUUUUUCUCUUUCUCCAACUGGAAGUAAAACCGAAUUCUUUAAAGUCUUUCCAGAUGUGUCUGAAAAAAUAGAAAAAUCUGAGGGAGUUUCUGGUCAAAUGAAGUCAUCAGUCAGCAAAAACUCCUUCAAGAAAGUCUCAAGAGAAAAUCUGUGUGUGACAACACAGACUUGCGAGUACGACUGGAAGAACUACCAGUCAAGCAGACUGAGUGCAUCCGAACUGCAGAUGCUGGCUAGCAUGAAGAGGCAACAGAGUGAAGAAUUGAAGGAUACAGGAACCUCACAUGGGUUGAGUGCAUCACAGAUAGACAACUGUAACGUUAACAUGAGUACAAGCAGUGAUGAUACAACAACCUGGAAUUCUUGUUUCCCACCACCCGUCAGUCAGGAGCAUCACUAUCAGAAAGAAAUGAGCCCACUUUCACAUUCCAACCCACGAGACUGGCUGGAUGCAUUCAGUCCCCCCAUCACUCCUGCAAGCCAGAAAUUGGAAGAGCACAUAAAAUCUUCACCAAAUCAGAGCAUUACAGGUGAAGAUGACCUCAAUGCUGAAGAAGACGAGGAAGUCCUGACUCUAUUGUAUGAUCCGUGUCUGAACUGUUACUUUGACCCAAAUUCUGGGAAGUACUAUGAAUUGGCAUAGUCAGCUCAAGAGGACACACUGUUCUGUAUUCAGAAUAGACUUAUCUUUUAACUGCUUUUGAAGUGUGACUGGGCUGCAUAAUUUAUCAUGUAAUUUAAAUCUUGAAGUAACCAGUAGUUUUGCAAACAAAUGAAUAUAUUUUGUACAUAGUGUCUUAUUUUUAUAGUUUCACAUUAAGUUGUACUGCAGUGGAAAAUCACGUAGCGUGGAGGUUCCAGUGGGUAAGACAUUUAUUUGUUAGUGUCAUUUAUUUCCAGCAUUCAAAGCUUUUACGUGGGAAUGAAUGCAGGUGAAUCAAGAGCCUUUGUGGUGGUCAUCUCUAGCUUACGGUCUGACUCAAAUAAAGAGAACUUUUUCCACUCAUCAUUUAUUGGAUUCCUUUGUACUUUCAGGAUACGCACUACAGCCCAAACAGACACGUUCAAAGGUGUCUAUUUUGUCAGCUGCCUUUGUCAUCAGAAACAAAAACGUAGGAUGAGCUCUGGUACCAGCUGCCCUCUAUUUCCUGCUGUAAUUUGAGAUGGCAGUAAGGAGCGAUUGUUUCAACACUCAGAAAUUGGAGCCUUGUUCCAUGUAAAGGCAGGAAGGUGUAUAUAUGAUCCAUACGCAUGCAGUCCUUGCACGUUUAAAUUAGUUUUUCUGUUAUACUUUGCAACAUAAGAACAAAACUUAUGUAUCCCAUCCACAUUGUCUUUCAGUGCAGUUUCCAGUGAGGGCCCCAGAGUUCCAACUUAGAGACUGAAAUUGCGUGCAUCACAGUGUGAUUUCUUCCUGCUGUAUGUAUAAUAUCCAUGUUGACCACGGAGCAAGUCUAUGGAGAUAGAGCAGACCAUUCACAGCACUUCAAAAUAAAUGUCCAUGAAACUGUGCAGGGCAGGGGCUGCCUGUGGAAGAAGCAAAGUGUUUGGCUGUAAUGGCAUCAAGCUCACAGCAGCUUCGGAGUCCAGCAGUUCAGUAUGUAUCAGUUUUUUGGAAGAAGUUAAAGUGGAUGUCAGCAUCACAUGGCAGAAGUGAUCUAUGGCCAUUUCUGGCGAUUCGUGCUCUGAGUUUCUACUUGAUUAUAUCCAGUGCUGUUCCACAGUAAUCAUUUGCAAGUUGAUUACUCAGUGAAUUUUUAAGAAUAAUGUAUUGGAAUGUCAUAAAGUGAGCUUACGAAGCUCACUGGCAAGUGAUUUAAAAUGUUAUGUCUGUAAAUUAUUUGUAAUUAUGGAUGCCAGUUAAUGAAUAUCCAAGAAUCAAUUGAAAAUGCAGCUGUUAAUAGUGGCUUGGCACAGGAUCAGAUUGUGUAUUUGGCUUCUGUGUCAGGUACAAACAUAUCACCACCAAUUGAUUCGAGUAGCACUGAAAUCCACAGGAAGACAGAUACUGUGUGGAGAUAAUUUACUUACCCUGCCUUAGCCAGUUUAUCCCAGAAAGAUUUAUAUCUGUUCUUGCUAAUGCCAUAAUCAGUUUAAGAGUUCAAUGAAAUCAUAAUUUUGCCCUUCAAAAAUCAGAUCCUGGCUCACACACGCUUGUAUGUACACAACUGCUUUCUGCUUAGCAUUGCUUGUUGUAUGUCCUCAGCUGCCAUGUGAGCUCCGUGACGCCAAACGGAGCACCUCUGUCCCAAAGCGCCCCCCCCUCAGGACAGCAGCAUUGCCCUUUCUCCUCUGCUGCCAUGUUUACAAGGCAAGAAGACAUGAGAAGUACUCCUUAUUAUUCAUGUAUCCUUCAGACAUGAGACACUCAGUUUUGGUGCAUCUUGAAACUUUG